Molecule: messenger RNA, 906 nt
Organism: Penicillium expansum
Lineage: Eukaryota; Fungi; Ascomycota; Eurotiomycetes; Eurotiales; Aspergillaceae
Product: Short-chain dehydrogenase/reductase SDR
Exons: 1
Coding region: 1-906 (301 amino acids)
Source: RefSeq, a predicted model, not a curated record
AUGGUGGCCUUCAAUCCUGAAAGAGACAUCACUGACCUUUCCGGGAAAGUCAUUCUUGUUACAGGAGGCAACAAUGGUCUGGGAAAAGAAACAAUCAUCCAGCUCGCCAAACACAACCCCUCCAAAAUCUACAUGGCCUCCCGCAGCGAGGAGAGGGCCAACACAGCGAUUGCCGAAAUAACCAAGACUGUCCCGAGGGCAAACAUCAUCUUCCUUCCUCUGGACCUCGCAUCUCUCGCCUCAGUGAGGAAAGCAGCCGACAUCUUUUUAUCCUCAAACAACCAACUCGAUAUAUUGGUUAACAACGCGGGAGUGAUGACCACCGAACCAGGUCUCACGAAAGACGGCUAUGAAGUCAACUUUGGCACAAAUCACAUGGGCCCGGCACUUCUCACCAAGUUACUCCUCCCGGUGCUGCAAUCAACCCGUGCCGGUGGGAGUGACGUUCGAAUUGUCAAUCUGAGCUCUGCUUUGUAUCAAGCAGCCCCAAAGCCCGGCAUUCUAUUUGCGCAGAAUAAGACGCCCCUCGCUGAUCUCAGUACACUUGCCCGGUAUGGCCAGUCGAAACUGGCAAACGCAUACUUCACCACCAGUUUUGCGAAACGAUACCCUAAAAUCAAAUCGGUGGCUAUACACCCGGGUGUUGUCCGGACUAGCCUCACCGAUGUCACUAAGGGGUCCUCUUUCUUUCUGUCAUUGCUUGUCCGAGUCAGCAACCUGAUGUCAGUGACUAUCGAGGAGGGCGCAUGGAACCAGCUAUGGGCUAGCACGGCUAGCUCGGUCGUUAAUGGGGCAUUUUAUUUCCCUGUGGGAAAGGAGACCCAUGCUAAGGUCCUAGAUGACAAGAAACAGGCUGAAGCUUUGUGGGAAUGGACAGAGGCAGAGUUGAAAGCACAUGGCUAUUAA